Messenger RNA from Procambarus clarkii (red swamp crayfish), 1842 nucleotides. Its product is annotated as golgin subfamily A member 6-like protein 2. Lineage: Eukaryota; Metazoa; Arthropoda; Malacostraca; Decapoda; Cambaridae. The record is from RefSeq and is a predicted model, not a curated record.
AUGAGAGACUUCCUGGUGGGACGUGUCCGGCCCGCGGUGUGUGAGGACGCUGCCGCUGCUGGCAACUGUGAGGACGCUGCUGGCAACUGUGAGGACGAUGCUGGGAACUGUGAGGACGCUGCUGGCAACUGUGAGGACGCUGCUGGCAACUGUGAGGACGCUGCUGGGAACUGUGAGGACGCUGCUGGGAACUGUGAGGACGCUGCUGGCAACUGUGAGGACGCUGCUGGCAACUGUGAGGACGCUGCUGGCAACUGUGAGGACGCUGCUGGCAACUGUGAGGACGCUGCUGGCAACUGUGAGGACGCUGCUGGCAACUGUGAGGACGCUGCCGCUGCUGGCAACUGUGAGGACGCUGCUGGCAACUGUGAGGACGCUGCCGCUGCUGGGAACUGUGAGGACGCUGCUGGGAACUGUGAGGACGCUGCUGGGAACUGUGAGGACGCUGCCGCUGCUGGCAACUGUGAGGACGCUGCUGACAACUGUGAGGACGCUGCUGGGAACUGUGAGGACGCUGCUGGCAACUGUGAGGAUGCUGCCGCUGCUGGGAACUGUGAGGACGCUGCUGGGAACUGUGAGGACGCUGCCGCUGCUGGCAACUGUGAGGACGCUGCUGGCAACUGUGAGGAAGCUGCUGGCAACUGUGAGGACGCUGCUGGCAACUGUGAGGACGCUGCUGGCAACUGUGAGGACGCUGCUGGCAACUGUGAGGACGCUGCUGGCAACUGUGAGGACGCUGCUGGCAACUGUGAGGACGCUGCUGGCAACUGUGAGGACGCUGCUGGCAACUGUGAGGACGCUGCUGGCAACUGUGAGGACGCUGCUGGCAACUGUGAGGACGCUGCUGGCAACUGUGAGGACGCUGCUGGCAACUGUGAGGACGCUGCUGGCAACUGUGAGGACGCUGCUGGCAACUGUGAGGACGCUGCUGGCAACUGUGAGGACGCUGCUGGCAACUGUGAGGACGCUGCUGGCAACUGUGAGGACGCUGCUGGGAACUGUGAGGACGCUGCUGGCAACUGUGAGGACGCUGCUGGGAACUGUGAGGACGCUGCUGGGAACUGUGAGGACGCUGCUGGGAACUGUGAGGACGCUGCUGGCAACUGUGAGGACGCUGCUGGCAACUGUGAGGAGGAGGACGCUCCUGGGAACUGUGAGGAAGUGGACGCUGCUGGGAACUGUGAGGACGCUGCUGGGAACUGUGAGGAAGUGGACGCUGCUGGGAACUGUGAGGAAGUGGACGCUGCUGGGAACUGUGAGGAAGUGGACGCUGCUGGCAACUGUGAGGACGCUGCUGGGAACUGUGAGGACGCUGCUGGCAACUGUGAGGACGCUACUGGGAACUGUGAGGAAGUGGACGCUGCUGGGAACUGUGAGGAAGUGGACGCUGCUGGGAACUGUGAGGAAGUGGACGCUGCUGGGACCUGUGAGGAAGUGGACGCUGCUGGGACCUGUGAGGAAGUGGACGCUGCUGGGACCUGUGAGGAAGUGGACGCUGCUGGGAACUGUGAGGAAGUGGACGCUGCUGGGACCUGUGAGGAAGUGGACGCUGCUGGGACCUGUGAGGAAGUGGACGCUGCUGGGAACUGUGAGGAAGUGGACGCUGCUGGGAACUGUGAGAACGCUGCUGGGACCUGUGAGGAAGUGGACGCUGCUGGGACCUGUGAGGAAGUGGACGCUGCUGGGAACUGUGAGGAAGUGGACGCUGCUGGGAACUGUGAGAACGCUGCUGGGAACUGUGAGGAAGUGGACGCUGCUGGGAACUGUGAGAACGCUGCUGGGAACUGUGAGGAAGUGGACGCUGCUGGGAACUGGGGCAACAAUCACUUCAAGACGACCUAA